CAACAAAGCCCAUAUAAACAACAUCUGUCCUUAUUAGCAACACACUUCUCAUUUCACUGAAAAAACCCUAACCUCUUACAACAGAAAAAGAGAGAGCCGCAUAGAGUUUUCUCUUCACAAAAAUGACUUUUAAGAGAAGGAAUGGAGGACGUAACAAACAUGGACGUGGACAUGUUAAGUUUAUUCGUUGCUCUAAUUGCGGCAAGUGCUGCCCUAAGGACAAGGCCAUCAAGAGGUUCCUUGUGAGGAACAUUGUUGAGCAAGCUGCUGUACGUGAUGUUCAGGAAGCUUGUGCUUUUGAAUUGUACACUCUUCCUAAGCUGUACUUGAAGAUGCAGUACUGUGUUUCAUGUGCAAUUCACUCCAAGGUGGUUAGAGUCCGUUCCCGUACUGAUAGGAGAGUUCGUGAGCCUCCACAGCGUUUCAGACGCCCAAGGGAUGAUCUCCCAAAGGCAGGACAAGCACCACGCCCCACUGGAGGAGCCCCUGCUGCCCCUCGCACUUAAGUUGUUAGGCUUCAGGUUUUGGUUAAUCUGAUAGUUACAAUGUGUUCUACCUGGUUUUGACAGUGUACUGUUAUCAUUUAGUUGAUGGGACCUAUUAUAUUACCAUGUUAUGGAAUUGAAUUUUGAAUGGAAAACGGAGAGAUUUAAAUA
Molecule: messenger RNA, 656 nt
Organism: Lycium ferocissimum
Lineage: Eukaryota; Viridiplantae; Streptophyta; Magnoliopsida; Solanales; Solanaceae
Product: small ribosomal subunit protein eS26x-like
Exons: 5
Coding region: 123-506 (127 amino acids)
Biological process (GO): translation
Cellular component (GO): ribosome; cytosolic small ribosomal subunit
Molecular function (GO): mRNA binding; structural constituent of ribosome
Source: RefSeq, a predicted model, not a curated record